Ylistrum balloti is the source of this 4983-nucleotide messenger RNA. RefSeq names its product copine-8-like. The record is from RefSeq and is a predicted model, not a curated record. Gene Ontology annotation, cellular component: plasma membrane. Gene Ontology annotation, biological process: cellular response to calcium ion. Bases 1 to 1884 code for a protein of 627 amino acids. The transcript is spliced from 22 exons. NCBI's taxonomy places the organism in Eukaryota, Metazoa, Mollusca, Bivalvia, Pectinida, Pectinidae. Gene Ontology annotation, molecular function: calcium-dependent phospholipid binding.
AUGGCUUCCUUUCAAGCAGGAACUGCUGUUGCUCCAUCUUCACAAGUUGAAAUUAGCGUCGCAUGCAAAAACCUUCGGGACAAAGAUGCUUUCUCCAAAUCAGAUCCAGUUGUUGUUGUUUUCACAAAAGAUGUUCGAACAAAUUCAUAUUAUGAGUUUGGAAGAAGUGAAAUGAUCAAGAAUUGCCUCAAUCCUCAAUUUGUGAAGAAGUUCAUCAUGAACUACUUCUUUGAAGAAAGUCAAAAGCUGAAAUUUGAAGUGUAUGAUGUUGAUUCUCCUAGCCAAAGACUAGAUGCACAUGAUUUCUUAGGGAGACUUGAAUGUACCUUGGGAGAAAUUGUUAGUGCCCUUGGUGGGAAACUCGAGAAGCCGAUGACUGGUUUGAAAGGAACACCAGGACAAAUUAUAAUCAGGGCAGAAGAAAUCAGCUCCUGCAAGGAAAGUGUAACAAUGCAUUUCUGUGCUACCCAUCUUGAUAAAAAAGAUUUUCUUGGCAAAUCAGAUCCUUUCCUUGUGUUCUACAGAGCUAAUGAAGAUAACAGUUAUACAACAGUUCAUAAGACAGAAGUUAUCAAGAAUACCCUCAAUCCUACGUGGCGGCCGUUCACAAUCCCAGCGAGAGCUCUUUGUAAUGGAGACUAUGACAGGAACAUCAGAGUGGAAUGCUAUGACUGGGAUGGUGAUGGAGGCAGCCAUGACUUAAUUGGUGAGUUUACCACCAACCUGCGAGAGAUGACAAGGGGAGGAAGCUCCGGCAGCAGUUACCAGCCGUUCACCAGAGAGGUAAUCAAUCCUAAGAAGAAAGCAAAAAAGAAAAAUUAUAAAAAUUCUGGACAGGUAACACUGAUGAAUUGUAAGAUUGAGAUCCACCCGUCAUUCCUGGAUUAUGUUAAAGGAGGAACACAACUCAACUUCACAGUGGCAAUUGAUUUCACAGCAUCCAAUGGUAAUCCAGCUAGUCCUACGUCACUUCACUACUAUAGUCCGUAUCAACCCAACCAGUAUGGAGCAGCUAUUCAGGCUGUAGGCGAGAUUAUACAGGACUAUGAUAGUGAUAAGAUGUUUCCUGUGCUGGGGUUCGGUGGCAAGCUUCCAGAUGGUUCAGUUUCCCAUGAGUUUCCAUUAAACUUUAAUUCAGCCAACCCCUACUGUGCUGGUAUACAAGGUAUCAUGCAGGCAUAUUACGGAGCUUUACAGAAGGUGCAGCUUUACGGUCCAACAAACUUUUCCCCCGUCAUACAACAUGUAGCAAGAUUUGCAUCAUCUAUGAGAGAUGGAAACAGUUACUUUGUAUUGCUGAUCCUAACUGAUGGUGUGAUCACAGAUUUACCCAAUACGAUAGAGGCUAUUGUACAUAGUUCUGGCCUUCCAAUGUCAAUCAUCAUUGUAGGAGUGGGUAAUGCCGAGUUUGACGCCAUGGAUGUUCUAGAUGCAGACAACAACAGAUUGUCCAGUCGUGGAAAACAAGCAGUUAGAGACAUAGUUCAGUUUGUUCCUUUCCGUGACUUCAUGGGAGGUAAAUUUGGGAAUAACAUGCAGAUAUCUCAGGCUGCCCUGGCAAAGGAAGUCCUUGCGGAAAUACCAGACCAGUUUCUUCAAUAUAUGAAAGCAAAUAAUAUAAAACCCAAAACACCCAAAGAAAAUAUAAGUGCGCCGGGCCAGGGACCACCACAAAUGGCACCACCACCAGGAGGCGCUCCAUCAAUGGCACCACCACCAGGAGGCGCUGCGAACAUGCCAUCACAUCAAGGAAUGCCUAACCAAGGAAUGAGUCCCUACCCCCAAGCCCCUCCUCCAGCGUACCCCCAGGAAGGACCACAGAAAACCAUGCCACCUCGGCCCCCACCUCCAGGGGGCGCUAGUGCACCACCAUAUCCUAGAUAAUGAACUCUAAAAGAUUGAAUGGAGUGAAACUGGCUGUUACCAAGCUUGAUUACAAUGUUAAAAGUUCAAAGUUAACUAAAUCAUAUAUGUUGAUAUUUACUUGUUUUGAAUAUGUACAUUUAAUUUAGUUUCAUUAUAGUAUGUGUGAUAUAUAAUUAAUCUUAUCUCAUGGUAAUACCAUUGUCUGCUAUUGUGAUGUGUGUAACAGUGUAAAUUUACAGCAAUGUAAUGUGUACCUACCUGUCAGUGAUCGUCUUCACUCUAGAAGACCCAUUAUACAGCUUUCAACUCAAAGUCAUUAUUAUUAUUACUAUUGAUAAUAUAUUUUAUGUCGCUAGCCUUGUGGACAUUUUUAAGAUUGCAAUUGAAUAUUUCACUAUAUCAGUGAUGUUCAAUGUUUAUUUACUUAAGAUGAAGGAAUCUUUGUUGUGACCUGGUCAUUCCUCACUGUGAAGGAUAAGCGUUUGAAUACCUGUGAUUCCUGGGUCAUCUCCUCAGGAGAAGUGGGAAAUAUUGUGGUCUUCCUGUAACUACUGUAUUCAGCUUACUUUGUACUUCUGUAUUUGACUUAAACAUCAGUAUGUGUAUGGUGUGCAAUGUAGUUUAACUUAUGUAUCAAUUCUUACCUGUUAUUUGUUCCACAGAUUCAGUUUUGUUGAGUGUUGGUUUAACUUCAGUAUUAUGUUAAGGGACAUCACAAUAAAAACAAAUAUUUAGAAAUUGAAUUGUCAUAUUAUUAACACCCUGUACUAUGUCAUGAUGCUAUCUCAAUACUCAUAAUCCAACACAGAUGUUGAGCCUGACCUCUCAACUUACCCCGGGCAACCCCUCUAAAUAUAACAAUGAUAAUAUAAAACUCAUAACAAAUUUCAAAAUGAGGCAGUCACAUUUGUUUACGACAGCAAAUAAAGUGUAUCUACAACAAUUUGGUGACUGUAAACACAUAAUAACCAAAACACAGGUAGUUUCUAAAACACUGUGUCAAUAGUGACUUCAUCCAUUGCAAUUAUAAUUGGUUUACAUGUACAAAGGUCAUGGGUCACCAUUAACCAUACAAACAAAUGGCAAAAUAUAUAUUACAAUUUCACUCAGUAUCUACUUACGAGCAUAAUUGAACAAAAUCAGAUGAGAAUUCACCCAGCCACAGGUCAGUCGUUGAAAUGUGUUACUGGUAAAUAUUUUGUUACAACAUAAAGCCUUAUUAGUGACAUAAAAGGAGAAGUUGUCUGACUAUAGAUCAAGGUCACAAGAUCAGAGAUAAAGGUCAUAUUUGAUAUAUUUAUCAUAUUUCAUAUGCAAACACUUUUUUAUGACAUAAUGAGACAAUGAUUUCCAGAUUCAAAUAAAAAGUUUUCAGGGGGACAAAACAUGAUUAAUCAAAGUAAUCUAUAGGAAUGAGAUUCUUCGCUGUCUGCGAGUCCGCACAUGUUGAGAGUUGUACACAAUGCAGGGCUAAUUAUGACGUGUUGGUACUCCACGAGAGUAAUUCAAACUUUGUUAGAAUUAUUAGCAUUGUAUGGCAGUUUGAUAGUAUGUACAUAUUCACCAUAGCUGACCUCCAUGGGCUGAUGAUCGGGGCAAAAAGGGAUCCAAUUGACUUAUUCAAAAUCUUAACUCAUGAAUCCAAUACUCUUCCUGAAUGGAAGGAUGUUAGAAUAUGUAACCAAAAUUGUGGGCAUUAUCAAUAAAUUUUUAGUGGAAACAACUCAGGCUUGGUCAGAUUUACUUUCAAGGGAUGAUAUUUUUAAUGUUUUGCACAUUUCACAUUCGUAUUACAUGUACAACAUAGUUCAAGUCAUUCUUAAUUACAUGUUUCAACAACAUUUCUCAGGUGACUGUUCAGGCUUUUGGGACUCUUGCUAAUAAAAUUACUGUUGCCACAAUAUUAACAUUUAUACAUACCUGGAGACCUGAAAUUUAUAAGGUUUCUGUGAUUUUGUUGAUAUUGUACCUGUCAGGUGCGAGAGGGAUAGGUAUGUUAUAUAAGAAGUGGAAUAUAUAAGACUUCUGAGAUUUUAUUGAUAUUGUACCUGUCAGGUGCGAGAGGGAUAGGUAUGUUAUAUAAGAAUUGGAAUCUGUGCUCUAUGUUUGUCCUUCUGGAUCCAGAUAUUUAGCCUUCUAAUUGUUGUUUACUUGCACCUUCAUUGUGACAUCAGAUUGAGACAUCUACAUGAAGCUUAAAGCAGAACGGUCCAGCUACAAAAUGUUUAAAUGUGCUGGUGGUGUGUUUUUUCAAGAAAGACAAGUCGGAUAGGCAGAGGUUCAAAGGAUGGUCCAUUUACUAACAAUCUCUAUGUAGCUCAUUAUUAUCCUUUGGAAUAUACAACAUAUAUAAUAUGUUCAUGAAGUACGCAAUAAUCUUUGUAACAUUACAUCAAAUGAUAUUACAUGUCUGUUCACGUUUAAACAAUUUUUAUAUAAGAUAUAGGGAUAUAAGCAUUUACAAACAGGUGAAAGAAAUGACCUGAAGGAUUACCUCAACAAAAUCAUCUUGGUAAAUAUUGAUAAGUGCACACAUUGAUGUAGGUAAGCCUCAUGUAGAGACUAACAAUUAUGCAAAUACAGUAUAUUUAUGGAGAAUUUCAUGAUAUUAAUUGAUGGAUCAUUUUGUGUAUAAUUUUGUUGAUUAAUAAUUUAGUAUUUGUUUUGAUCUCAUUAAAAAAUUUAGGUAAGAUAUUCUUAAAACUUCAUAAGAUAUAUGUUACCUGGAAAAAGAAAGGAAGGUGGUGCCUUUAGCUUAGAAUAAGACCAAGUAUUAUUAACUUAUUACAGUAUUAUCAAAAGGAUACUGAUAUUGAUCUUCAAACAAUAUAUGUAGCACAUUUAUAUUUUUUGAUACAAUAAAUCAUGGCACAGGAUUGGUGGUACCUUGUUAUAUCUUACAUUGGUUAUAAUUUAUAAAAAAAACCUCAAUAUUGAUGUAAGAAACUCCAGUAAUCUCGGAAUCAUUAGUGAUUAUUGAUUGGUUAUUGAUUGAUGAGUGAUUAGUGAUAAUUGAUUGAUUAGUGAUCAUUGAUUGAUUAGUGAUUAAUAAUUGAUUAGUGAUUGAUUAGCGAUUAUUGAUUUAUUAGUGAUUAUUGAUUGAUAAGUGAUUAUUGA